Salvelinus fontinalis (brook trout) is the source of this 8967-nucleotide messenger RNA. RefSeq names its product CREB-regulated transcription coactivator 2-like. The record is from RefSeq and is a predicted model, not a curated record. NCBI's taxonomy places the organism in Eukaryota, Metazoa, Chordata, Actinopteri, Salmoniformes, Salmonidae. The transcript has 14 exons. Gene Ontology annotation, cellular component: nucleus; cytoplasm. Gene Ontology annotation, biological process: positive regulation of transcription by RNA polymerase II; protein homotetramerization. Gene Ontology annotation, molecular function: cAMP response element binding protein binding. The coding region runs from base 167 to 2686 and encodes 839 amino acids.
UUUUUGGUCUUCACUUAAGGUUUACUGUGUUAAUGUUAGGUUUAAAAUCCCAUUUUAAGAAGAUAAAUUGUAGACAUAGGCAGCCCGUAUCACUUUGUGGCUACAGUAACUAACGUUAGUGACGACCAAGUCAGAUCAUCCCACUGCGUGAAGUCGUUCGGCAAAGAUGUCUGCUACGGAUGUAGGCGGUUGUGGACCCGGAGCAGGACCCAGUUCGGGUGUUGGGUCCGGGGCAUCAAACCCUCGAAAAUUUAGCGAGAAAAUAGCUCUACAUACCCAACGUCAGGCUGAAGAGACUGCCGCUUUUCAGGAGGUUAUGAUGGACAUCACCUCUACCAGGAUCCAGGCUCAGAAAGUGCGUCUGGCUAGAACCCAGGGCCCGUACUAUGGGGGCUCCCUACCCAACGUUAAUCAGAUCGGCAGGAACCCAGGCGACUUUCAGGGUUUGUUCCACUCUAACCUGGACUCCAGUCGCUCCACACGGCACCACGGCCUGGUAGAGCGGGUCCAGAGGGACAGACGCUUCAUCUCCCCAGUGCGCCCCUACAGGAAACAAGUGGACAGCUCUCCGUACAACUCAGCCUAUCUGUCCCCGCCUCCGGACACCAGUUGGAGAAGGAACUGUUCGGGCAACUUCCCAGGAGACAAAAGCCAGUUGUUUCGCCUCCCCACCAUGGCACUCAACAGGACCAACUCAGACUCUGCCCUCCACACCAGUGUGAUGAACCCCCCUGCAGGAGACCUCUUCAACGCUGGACACACACUCACCCUUCAGGGCAGACUCACUGGUCAGAGUGAAGGAGAGGGGAGAAGAAUGUUUCCGUACCCAGUUCCCCCCAUUGAGGAUAACAUUCUGGAUCAGGGCAAACUGCUCAAGCCCUGGGACACCAAGAAGUUGCCCCUGCUUUCUUCUCGACCCAAGUCCUGUGAAGUUCCCGGUAUCAAUAUCUUCCCCUCCCCUGAUCAGCAGUCCAGCACCCCCCAUGCUCCCUCAGCCCUGAAUACGGGGGGCUCCCUGCCCGACCUCUCCAGCCUGCACUUCCCGUCGCCGCUGCCCACCCCGCUGGACCCAGACGAGCCGGGCUACCCUUCGUCCCUGAGUGGGGGCAGCAGCACGGGCAACCUGGCCUCCACCCUGACCCAGCUGGGCAUCAAUGCCAGCAACGCCUUCCGCCACUCGCCAGGUCUCCUGGCAUCUCUUCAGGGCACUCUCAGUAACCCCUCCCUGCAGUCCUCGCUAAGCAACCCCAACAUCCAAUCAUCUCUCAGCAGCCACUCCUUCCCCAACUCCCUCAGCUCCACCUCCUUGCACUCGUCACUUAGCAACCCUUCCCUGCAGUCCUCCCUUAGCUCCUCCCCCUCCCUCCAGUCUUCCCUGAGCAACCAAUCCCUGCACUCCUCCCUCAGCAACUCCUCCCUGAGUGGCCAGUCCCUCCACACCGCAUCCAGUAACCCUAGUUACAGUAGCGGGGUGGGAGGGUCCGGCUCGUGCUCCUCUUAUUCGCCACUGCUAACUAGCCAGGGGCAGUCGCCUCUCAGCACGUUGCCACGGAGACGAGCUCAGCUCUCCCCUCUGAUCCUACCCAUGGGAGGGGAGUCUCGCCGGCACCACUCCAAACAGUUCUCCCCCACCAUCUCUCCUAACUUGUCCUCCAUAACACAGGGUGUCCCUCUGGACACCAGCAAACUCCCCAUGGACCAGAGGCUCCCUCCCUACCCCUUUAGCCAGCAGCAGCUUCAUCAGCCAGGUCCUCCAGCAUCCCAUCAGCCCCAGCAGGCCUCUCAGGUAGGACAACAGCUCUCCCAGUCGUCCGUGGUACUGCAACAACAAAAUCAACAACAGCAUCAACACCAACACCAUCAGCUGCAUUUGCAACACCAGCUGCACCAGCAGCAUUGUGUCCAGUCUCAGCAGGCCCUCCAGCAGCUGCACCUGCAGAACCUGCGCAAUGCCCAGAUGCAGCACCUGCAGCAGCAGCAUAGGGUGUCGGUCAAAAUUGAGAAGCAGGGUGAGCAGGGCCAGAACUCUCAGUGCCUGCAAACGCAAGACCCGCAGUCUACCCAACAUCAACAGCAGCAGCAGCAGCAGCAGCAACAACAGGACCAGCAAGACCAACAGCAGCAGAUGGAGCAGCAAAGGCAGCAGGGAAGUCUGCCCCAGCUGCAACACAUCAGUCAUUCUCUGGCCACAGACCUGGGUCUCUACAACGACACAUUACUGUUAAACUCUCUGUUGGAUGAUCCCUACCUGGGCCUGCAGAUCGCCUCCAGACAGAACCAGCAGUUCAACAUGGAGACUCCGGGAGACAGCCUGUCGUUCAACCACGGUGGCUUGGGCUGUGGGAGUGGUGGAAAAGGCCAGGAGGAAUCCUACCACCCCAACCAUGGCUUCCUGGAGCUCCACGACUCCGGGGAUAGGCAGCACCUUAACAACCAGAACUUUGGGGGAGAGGGAUGCCACAACGUCCCUAACAUCAUCCUCCCAGGAGACAGUUCAUUGGGCCUUUCCAAGGAGAUCGCCAGCGCCCUGUCCCACGUGCCAGGGUUUGAGAUGGACUCCUUUGCUCUGGACGACCCCCUCAGGAUGGACCCCCUGGCCCUUGAGGGGCUGGGCAUGCUGGACGGGGACCUCAUGCUGACCGACCCCGCCGUGGAAGACUCCUUCCGCUCCGACCGCCUCAAGUAAACACUCCCAGGAGUGGAUACGGAGGAGUGAGGUGGGUAGGGGGUUGGAACGACCCCAGACUGAAGUGGAACAGGUGGGGUUGAGCCCUGCUUCGUUUCCCCCUCCUUGGUGAUUGACGCAACCACAGCAUCUGCAAAUAAAAGGUCAGGUGGGAGGUUUUGGACAGUCCAGUGCAUGGAUCUCUGACUGGUCCAGGAGAGAAACUGGGGAGCAGGCUGUUGUACCACAGCACUAAUACACCUGUCAAAUAAUCAGCUAAUCACUGUCUUAAAUCUGGACCUUGAUUAUUUGAAUCGGGUGUGUUAGUGCUGGGCUUGAAUAGAAUUCUACAUGCUCUCCAGGACCAGAGUUGGAGGCACCUGGUUUAGUGGGGACCUCGCCACGUGCUUUUUGUGAGGUGAUGUGGUGGUAGGGAAGGUUGGAGGACAGGACUGACAUGUCAGUGGUGGAGCAAGUUCGUUUACGGUUCUUUCCGCUACAUCCAGGCAGUUAUCGAAAAUGCACUUGUGAUGCUUAAGAGAAAAAAAGAAAAUAUAGGCAUUGUAGCUUGUACGAGUCUUAUCUGCAUGUAAACAAAUGCACUUCAGAUAAUGCAUAAACGCAGGGAUCACGCAUGAGGUCAGUUGCACUUGAAAAUGCCGUCUUAAAAACCAUACAAUAUGCAUUCUAUGAGACGGGACUUUCCCGACUGGUCUUUCGGCUUUGUCUGUCGGUGUUCCAUCAUUCCAACGCCAGUAUGGGGAGGCUGGAAUAUCGGCCAUGUUCGCCAUCUUUCUACUGCAAGAACAUACAGUAGAUCUGGAGUAUUUUAUGGAUUACAUCAACCCUACCAGAGACUGUUCAACCAAUAGUUGCCAAUUGACAUGUCAUUAAGUGUUUCUAUUUUAUUUAAGUUUGGUGAAGGUAAUUCAAUGGCGGACCUUGCUAGCUAUAGUUCAGAUAUAUAGUUCAGUCUUUCAACGGACAAGAGAAGAAAGUGUCUUUUUGGAGAUGUGACUUUCUCAGUCCCUCAGGACAAGUUGGCACUUACGGGGCCAUUUUAGUGUCUGGAUGGCAUAUUCGUCUGUAAGAUUAUCACUGUGUCUGUGUUCAAGACCCAGCUAAAUUGACCAUUCUCAUUUGACGUCUGUUAACUUGAAUCGUCUUGAUGGUUCCGAAUCUAAAAAAAUUACUAAAUCAAUCGUCUAAGGAUAUUGUCCUCAUAUUGAACCAAGUAGUCCACAGAAUCCAUUAUCCAACUCUCCUGUUUAUAAAAACAACACAGAAAAUAACACAUUUCAUUGCACCUGUCUGGUGUGUGACAAAAUAUUUUUGUAUUCUUUUUUAAAUUUUUAUAUGUCCCAACAUGGCAGCUGUUGCCAUUCUGCCAGCCUGCUUCUAUACCAUUGAGCUUCUCAGUAAGUUUAAGCCGAGGACCUUUUGCUAUGUACCACCCCUGUGUGCCUGCUACCCCCCCCUCAGAUCUUAGACCUACCCUCUUCUGCACAUUCCCUUUAAAGCAACUAGGGACUGUUUGUUUUUAAAUGUGUGCUAUUGACAAAGCGUUUGCCUUUCAUCAAGAGAAUUGGCGUUGUUGAUAUGGAAAAGGAAAAGCCCUCAAUACAUUUCAAUUACAUGAAUUGGAGUUGUAUUUUUUAUCUUUGAGUAAUUGGGAAACGGCAAGGCCAAAACCAAGUAGACUAAUGCAUAGCAACAUUUUUGCCAUAGUAUAUAUUUUAACUGCUACUACUAUCCUAAGGCCUUGGAGCUUUAGUGUCCGUUUUAGUCAGGUAAUUCUAGCCACCGUGAUUGACACCUCUAACCCCUCCCACCUGCUGCACCCGUCUUGCCACAGCAAGGGCCAUAGCCAGAUUAUAGUAACAUAUUUUUAUGUAACAAAGUAGUUAUUACUAUGAAGUUUUAUUUUUUAAUUAAAGGUGGUCUAUGUCUUUGUAUAUAAAUGUAUAAAUAACAGAGUAUAUUUAAGAAGAGAAGCCUUUUGGUUCCGCAACACCCUUAAACCGGUUGCAUGAUUUGAAAAGCAACAGGUUCUGAACAAUGUAGUCCAUUUGCUAUGCAAAGUGUUCUUGUGCAUGUCUCGUGUGACUGUCUGGGAGUUGUCAAAUAUUUUUUUUAAUUUAGUACAUUUACAAAUAGUACAUGUGCAUUAUACUAUUGUAUUGAAAAUACAUUGAAAAAAAUGUUUUUGCUUUUUUAUCGGUUUUUAAAUGGUCGUAUUUUGCUUUGGUGACAAUGUUUGAUAUUGGUGUCUGACGACUACUGUAAGUUUGACAUUGUGUGGUAGCAACAGGAAGUUAGAGCGCUUGAGAUAAUAUCGUUUAACUUUCAUAAUGACAAAGAUUAUGGAAAUCAGCCCUUCUUUCCAGUGUGGACUGAAAGAGGCCAUGUUUGACAGACUUAAUAAAACACAAGCUUUGCAAUUUGGAUAUAGAAAGCUGUGUGCAACUGUUACAUCAUAGAUUGGUAAAACAUCAUCCUAAAAUGAAGUAGUGCUGUUCUGAAGUUGUGCUAACAUAGAGUUUAACCCCCUUAUUUACAGAUAUUGAAGUACCUCUAAUUACCGGUAUGCUUUAUUUCAACCAUAUUGCUUUUACACUGAUCAUAUGAGCCAAAUGCAAAUCUGUUUUGACAGGAGUGGUGGUUGAAGUGGUUUGAGGAUCUAACCAAUGGUAAAACCCAUUCACUACUGCCCCCUAUCCAACAGUAAUAGUGUGGGUUUGCAAAGUCUUCUUUUACCACUGUGAGCCAAUGUUGUGCCUCGAUGUAAACACAGCAAAAAAAGAAACGUCCGCUCACUGUCAACUGCGUUUAUUUUCAGCAAACUUAACAUGUGAAAUUAUUUUUAUGAACAUAACAUUCAACAACUGAGACAAACUGAACAAGUUCCACAGACAUCUGACUAACAGAAAUGGAACAAUGUGUCCCUGAACAAAGGGGGGGGGGGGUCAAAAUCAAAAGUAACAGUCAGUAUCUGGUGUGGCCACCAGCUGCAUUUAAGUACUGCAGUGCAUCUCCUCCUCAUGGACUGCACCAGAUUUCUCAGUUCUUGCUGUGAGAUUUUUACCCCGCUCGUCCACCAAGGCACCUGCAAGUUCCCAGACAUUUCUGAGGGGGAAUGGCCCUAGCCCUCACCCUCCAAUCCAAAAGGUCCCAGACGUGCUCAAUAGGAUUGAGAUCCGGGCUCUUUGCUGGUCAUGGCAGAACACUGACAUUCCUGUCUUGCAGGAAAUCACGCACAGAACGAGCAGUAUGGCUGGUGGCAUUGUCAUGCUGGAAGGUCAUGUCAGGAUGAGCCUGCAGGACGGGUACCACAUGAGAGAAAAGGAUGUCUUCCCUGUAAGGCACAGGGUUGAGAUUGCCUGCAAUGACAACAAGCUCAGUCCAAUGAUGCUGUGACACACCGCCCCAGAUCAUGACGGACCCUCCACCUCCAAAUCGAUCCCGUUCCAGAGUACAGGCCUCGGUGUAACGCUCAUUCUUUCAACGAUAAACGUGAAUCUAACCAUCACCCCUGGUGAGACAAAACCGCGACUUGUCAGUGAAGAGCACUUUUUGCCAGUCCUGUCUGGUCCGGCGACGGUGGGUUUGUGCCCGUAGGCGACGUUGUUGCCGGUGAUGUCUGGUGAGAACCUGCCUUACAACAGGCCUACAAGCCCUCAGUCCAGCCUCUCUCAGCCUUUUGCGGACAGUCUGAGCACAGAUGGAGGGAUUGUGCGUUCCUCGUGUAACUCGGGCAGUUGUUGUUGCCAUCCUGUACCUGUCCCGCAGGUGUGAUGUUUGGAUGUACCGAUCCUGUGCAGGUGUUGUUACACGUGGUCUGCCACUGCGAGGACGAUCAGCUGUCCGUCUUGUCUCCCUGUAGCGCUGUCUUAGGCAUCUCACAGUACGGACAUUGCAAUUUAUUGCCCUGGCCACAUCUGCAGUUCUCAUGCCUCCUUGUAGCAUGCCUAAGGCACGUUCACGCAGAUGAGCAGGGAUCCUGGGCGUCUUUCUUUUGGUGUUUUUCAGUCAGUAGAAAGGCCUCUUUAGUGUCCUAAGUUUUCAUAACUAUGACCUUAAUUGCCUACUGUCUGUAAGCUGUUAGUGUCUUCAUGCACCUGUGGAACGGUCAUUUUCAUUAAUUGUUUAUGGUUCAUUGAACAAGCAUGGGAAACAGUGUUUAAACCCUUUACAAUGAAGAUCUGUGAAGUUAUUUGGAUUGUUACGAAUUAUCUUUGAAAGACAGUGUCCUGAAAUAGGGACGUUUCUUUUUUUGCUGAGUUUAUAUCUUGUUUCUUACUAGGCUGGUGGUGUUGGUAAGACCACAAGUCAUUUUGAAGAGUCAUAAUAAUGCAUUUCCAAUUUAGCCAUUAAUGAGGAGGUAUAAAAAAUAUCAAGUUAGCGUGAAAAUCAAAUUUGAAAGUGUUACAAUUUUUCCUGCAUUGCUUAGUCCUGUGUUCCCGAUUUUCUGUGGCAUGUUUCCUAUGUUUUCUGAUUUUGUUUAGUUCUGCACUGUGGAGCAUUCCCAACCUAAACUGAAAAUAUUAUUUUGAAGUGCUAUUUGAAUUGAUAGGCUAUAUAAUGGAGAUUUGAAUGAGGCCUUGUUUUAAUUGGACUGUAGGGUAGAGUGGAUGAAAUGUCUUGUCUGUUUAGAAGGAAUCAUGUAAGUGUGGCUAGUAUAUUUUAGAUUGGGUCUGAAGGGUAUUCUGAUGAAGUACCAGUUAGUUUCAGGGUCAGCGCUGGCAGUUGACUCAAGAGGUAUGAUGAUUAUAUGAUCUCUAUCUUCCCCUGGUGUGAGAAAAGGCUUGAAAUGCAGAGAAAGUCAUUUUUAUUGUUUUCACUAUUAUUCUGCAAUUUGUCAUUUGAAAACCCAAGAGCACGCCCGCCAUUGGUUGUCCUGCUUGAUUAGUCCAGGGUGAAGCUCUACCAGUUGUUUGAUUUAGAAUCUGUGACAAUGCUACGUAAUGCAUCAGAGAGAUAUCGGUCACUUUGCCAAUAUAGUUGGCUUGUUGAAACAUUUUCUUCAUGCAAUUAUUUAAAUGUUUUAUUUUACUUUUAUUUAACUAGGCAAGUCAGUUAAGAACAAAUUAUUAUUUACAAUGACGCCCUGGCCAAAGCCUAACCCGGACGACGCUGGGCCAACUGCUGCACACAACAUCACGGCCGGUUAUGAUACAGCCUGGAAUCGAACCAGGGUCUGUAGUGACACCUCUAGCACUGUGAUGCAGUGCCUUAGACCGCUGCGCCACUCAGGAGCCCAAAAUUAUCAUGUGUAUCCUAAAGUUUGAAUGUGUACACUGCAGUUUUUAGUUACUGAGAAAGGAGCAAUAUUGGCUCAUUUAUGUUUUCCCCCUCAGUAUUAGUUAGUUAUACCAAGUGAAUUUGUCUCAUGUCUUGGCAAUUCUUCACAGCUGCAAUUUGAUGUUUCAGCUGUCAUGCCUAUAGAGAGCAAUAGUAAUGUGGUCUUUUUGUAGGCACUAUUGGAGCUAGGCUUACUCCACCAUGGCUUGUUGGCCAAAGCCUAUGGAGAAAUUAUUUUGGGGUUUGUUUUGAUAAAUGCAAAAAACAAGGCCUGUGUGGAAAACACAGGCUUAGGAGAUCUUAUGUUUUGUUCUAUGAGAUCAUCUUCAUCACCUAAAGUUACUUUUUUUGUGAAUUUUGAAGCAUUUAUGUAAUCAAAAUAAGCACAAAAAGGUUCAUAAUUCAUAAAGGUCAUGUUAACAGACAUAUAUUAUCUCAUCAAACAAAGCAUAUAAAAUCAUCAAAGGAUGUGUUAACCUCUGACCUUAUUUGCGGCGUUUAGCCCCAAACCUCAUUAAUUUCCUCCAUAGGAACGGCUUGAACGAACCUGAGGUUUCAUUUCCGAUUUUUAGGACUACAUGGAGGCUCUGCGCUUAUAACUUAAUAGAUCUCUCCGCAUCUGUCUGUUAUGCAAUAACAGUGUAGUUGAAGACCAUGCACGGCAAUAACACUGCCAGUAGGGGCUGCUGUUGAACAGUGAAGUUGUGUGAUAGGGAUCAGUCAGAUUGCCAUAUUAAUUGCUGUGUUAUUGUUCAGUGUAUUUUACGGUUGUAAUAAAAACAUUUUUGCUUUAUGUUUAGGGUCAAAACCAUAUGUAUUUUGCGUUUUCAGAGGAAUACAUUUAAAUGUUUAUUUUACAUCUUUAUUUUUAAAUUGUAAUAUCCAGGGAACCCAUGUAUGAUGUAAAUACUGUUCCUAAACCACUGUGCAUCUUUAAACCUAACAAGAAAAUAUUUGUACCUUAACAUUAUUUUACAAAAAAAUAAAAAAUCCUGUCAAUG